AUGAAUAUUGACGAUUUUAUUGAGGCGACCGAUAGGGAUCUGGAGGUGGAUACAAGCACAAGAAGUGGUCCAGGGUCACUAACACCACCUGGGCUGAGCUCCCCCGGUAGAAGUGUCUCGGGAGGUUCUGGAAACCGCCGGAAUAACAUUCUGGAAGGAAAUAAGACACAUCUGCAACAGCGACAAUUUUCACCGCUGAACUUUAGCCAUCAGGAUCACCCAUUGAAGUCCAGUCUAAGGCCUUCGGUGAAUAUGGCAGCAGCGCCAAGGCGUUCAGCGACUUUGAACAAGCGUCGGUCACUGAUUCAGCCGAUAGUGGCGCCCAAGACACCCGACAACCAUGGAAUCAAGAGUGAGCCGUCAACUUUAGUCGCUGAUAGAGCACAUAGACAGAGAUCUGAUAGUGGAGCUUCUAUGAGAUCGACUCAAGCGGGUACUGAGCCGGAUAUUAGUACUCUUUUACAGAAUCUUGCGACUAAAGAGCUCGAGUUGUUGGAUGGGAAACAUAGGAUCGAAGAGUUGAAGAAGCAAUUGAAUGCAGAGGAUGCAUUGCAUCAGGAGAGACUAAGGGAGUUACAAGAGUUGAGAGAACAGGUGGGUACUCAUUUUCAGAGAAAUAACGUGAGUAACAUGUCACCAACCGGUGAGAAGCACAGAACAAAGCCCAAAGAGCCUGAGGAGCCUACAGUAUAUGUAGAGACAGCUUCGAAUCCCGCCGGUAGCAACGAGCCGCCGCAAGAUGAGAGACACUCACUAUGGAGCAAACCUUUAGCGAUACUAGGUCAAUUUGACCAAAUCAUACAGCAUGAAGUUGAACGAAGUUUACAUUGGGAUCAACCUGCAUCUCCGGCAGAGGAUGCCUUAAGGCAGGAAACCCCCGAUGAAGGCGGCGUAUCAAGAUCCAUAUGGAAUUUUGUAAACGAUGUGAAGAGUGGGCUAUUGGGAAUAGACGAAGAAGUAGAAAACGAGAGUCGACCUGUACCGAAGAAAGAUCGCACAGUGCGAUUAACAUCAGGGAUUAAACAAUUCAAAACUACGAAUAAGACAGAGGCGGACCGAGAGGCGAACCGAGAAGCCAAUAAGCUCAAGUUCAUUGGUGGUGGCAUGAGUGGAGACGAAGAUAAACAAGCCAGUCAAGGCGUGGAGAUGAAAGAGUUAUGA
Molecule: messenger RNA, 1161 nt
Organism: Torulaspora delbrueckii
Lineage: Eukaryota; Fungi; Ascomycota; Saccharomycetes; Saccharomycetales; Saccharomycetaceae
Gene: TDA11
Product: Tda11p
Exons: 1
Coding region: 1-1161 (386 amino acids)
Source: RefSeq, a predicted model, not a curated record